This is a messenger RNA of Haemonchus placei, 1110 nucleotides long. The record is from the annotation of a GenBank genome assembly. NCBI's taxonomy places the organism in Eukaryota, Metazoa, Nematoda, Chromadorea, Rhabditida, Trichostrongylidae.
AUGCCACCUAGAAUUUCCCGAGCUUUAUUUCAGUAUAUCGGGCAGAAAAACGUGGACAUCCUGUUCAAAAAUGAAUCAGCAUCUCGGUCUGGUUCGCUGAAACAUCGUUACGCGUGGUCGCUCAUCAUGUGGGCUUUGGUAGAAGGUCAUGUGAAAGAAGGAACGCCAGUAUUCGAAGCGUCCUCAGGGAACACUGCCGCUUCUCUCGCCUAUAUGUGCAAUAUUCUAAACGUGCCCUUCACAGCUAUUGUGCCUGACACUAUCGAAGAAAUCAAAGUGAAACAUAUCAAAGAGUAUGGUGGAGAAGUUGUUAAAGUGCCCUCUUCUAGGUUAAUUCAUGCGCGAUCGCUAGCAGAGAAGAACGGUGGAUUCUUUAUGAACCAAUUCGGUAACGCUGAUAAGGCAGAGGAGUUCCAUGAGAGUAGGUCCAGGACCACAGCAGACUUGAAGUCUGCAAAUCUCUUCCACGAAAUUAUUGUACAACUUGAAUCCGACUCUCUAACUUUCCGUCAUUUUACAGGUGGAACAAUAUCGUCUGUUGGCCGAUAUGUGAAAAAAUACGGCAUCAAUACCGAAGUUGUUCUGGCUGAUACGCAGUUUUCUAUCUAUUACGAUUAUGUCAUGUAUGGAAGAUUUAAAAACGAAUCUGGAGCUGGCCUCUGGGUAGAACCAGGUAUGGCUGGAAUAGGCUACGGGCCAAUGGGAGUGGCUCGCAGAGGGGAGACAACGAGCAUGGAUGCCGCCGUUAUUGACCGAGUUGUGAAAGUACCCGAUGUGGCAGCCACUGCUGCAAUGCGGAUACUUCGUGAGCAGGUUGGAAUUUCGAGGGGGUCACUGUUUCUAAAGAGCCUUGCUAUCCAUGGCAACCUCACCAUACUUAAUAUUACUCCGCAAACAUCUCGAUUAGUUAUCGCUACUUUGCUAGCGGAUCCUGGACAUUACUAUGAUACCACGUACUAUAAUAGGGAAUGGAUUGCACGGAAGUUUGCACGACAUGGAGGAUUAGAGGCUUACGACUGUUGGUACACUGUGAUCUCAGAGUGUCUCUCUUCGGGUGAUGAUCCAUUGCUGCUAGGGUACGAUCGCUGUCCUAAUGGAUUACUUUCUUAG